AAGAAAACGAAAGAGAUGAAGUGUAUAAAUGGCAUAAGCUCAACUCUCAUUAAACCCAAAUUCAGAAGCCCAUUCAAUCCUAAAACCUCAACUUCUUCGCUACUGCCAUUCAGACCUCUCUGUGUUUCAAUGUCUUAUGACAAGGAGCUCGCUGCUGCCAAAAAGGCUGCUUCUCUCUCUGCUCGUCUCUGCCAGAAGGUGCAAAAAGCUCUGUUGAAUUCAGAUGUCCAAUCUAAAUCGGAUCAAAGUCCCGUCACAGUCGCUGAUUAUGGCUCGCAAGCACUUGUAAGUUUUGUCCUACAGAGGGAACUUUCUUCUCAACCAUUUUCAUUGGUGGCUGAGGAGGAUUCAGAAGAUCUUCGUAAGGACGAUGCUGUGGAAACUUUGGAGCGCAUUACAAAGCUUGUCAAUGACACUCUAGCUAGUGAUGGAUCAUAUGAUGUGUCUCCUUUAACCAAAGAGGAUGUUCUCAGGGCUAUCGACAGCGGAAAAUCUGACGGUGGUUCUCAUGGUAGACAUUGGGUGUUGGACCCCAUAGAUGGCACAAAAGGGUUUGUAAGAGGAGAUCAAUAUGCAAUUGCAUUAGGAAUGCUAGACGAAGGGAAAGUAGUAUUAGGAACCCUGGCUUGUCCGAAUCUUCCAUUGACGUCUAUUGCCGAUGCCAAAAAAGAUGCAACGCAUGAUGAAGUUGGUUGCCUCUUCUAUGCUGAACUUGGUACCGGAACUUACAUGCAGUCGCUAGAUAGUUCAUCAGCAGUGAAGGUACAAGUCAGUGCAAUAGAGAAUCCUGAAGAAGCAUCAUUCUUUGAAUCAUAUGAAGCAGCCCAUUCUAUGCAUGACUUAUCCAGCUCAAUUGCUAAAAACCUUGGAGUCAAAGCGCCGCCAGUAAGAAUCGAUAGCCAGGCAAAGUAUGGUGCUCUAUCGAGAGGAGAUGGGGCCAUAUAUCUGCGCUUUCCUCGUGCAGGCUACCGUGAGAAAAUAUGGGAUCAUGCUGCUGGCUAUAUAGUUGUGACAGAAGCUGGAGGAGUGGCCACAGAUGCUGCAGGGAACCCAUUAGAUUUUUCAAGAGGAAGAUAUCUGGAUCUCGACACAGGAAUUAUUGUUACCAAUCAGAAGUUGAUGCCAUCGCUUUUGAAGGCGGUUAAGGAAUCCCUCGAGGAGAAAGCUUCAUCCUUGUGAUCGUUUCUGAUUUGAUUUUCCAUUUCUUUUGUCGAACAUCUAUUUAUGUGCAAAUGCUUGUUGCAAGUGAACUUUUUUUCUGCUUUAAUAAAUCCUACUACUCUGAGCAAUACAGGGUUUCCGGAUUUUAGAA
Messenger RNA from Mercurialis annua (annual mercury), 1312 nucleotides. Its product is annotated as SAL1 phosphatase. The record is from RefSeq and is a predicted model, not a curated record. Gene Ontology annotation, molecular function: 3'(2'),5'-bisphosphate nucleotidase activity. The transcript has 8 exons. Gene Ontology annotation, biological process: phosphatidylinositol phosphate biosynthetic process; sulfate assimilation. The coding region runs from base 16 to 1179 and encodes 387 amino acids. NCBI's taxonomy places the organism in Eukaryota, Viridiplantae, Streptophyta, Magnoliopsida, Malpighiales, Euphorbiaceae.